Messenger RNA from Mesorhabditis spiculigera, 1302 nucleotides. The record is from the annotation of a GenBank genome assembly. Lineage: Eukaryota; Metazoa; Nematoda; Chromadorea; Rhabditida; Rhabditidae.
AUGGACAUUACGCUGGGCAUGACGGUCGAGGCAUUUCUGAAGUGCGAUAACGGCCGGCAUCCUGUCACCAUUCAGUUGAACAGCAACAUGAUUGCGCCAGCGCAUUUGGGCGCGACCGUCAUCGGACGGGCCAAUGUCGAUGGCAGCACCAGGACCAUGAUGGCGUUGCUGGAGGGGCUGGAUCUUCAGUCGAUCGGCGUCGCGGCGCCCCGUAUGGCGCGCGAGUUUCACUUGACCCCAGGCGAGCUUGGCUGGGUUUUUGGUAUUAACGCGUUAGGGCUAUUGCCGGGUUCCGCGAUUGGUGGAUGGCUUGCUGACCGCAUUGGCCGCAAGAAUAUGUUGAUGCUGGCGGUAGCCUGGUUUGGCAUAUUUUCCAUCUUGACCACCCAGGUCUGGAACCUGGACAGCCUUCUGGUUGCGCGGUUCUUGACCGGUUUGGGCCUGGGUGGCGCGAUGCCUACCCUCAUUGCCUUGUGCUCGGAAACCACGCCACCGGAGAGGCGCGGUACCGUGGUGGGGGCGAUGUACUGCGGCCUGCCGUUCGGCGCUGUGUUUGCCUCUUUGAUAGGAAUUAUCAGCAAUGCCGAAGAUGCGUGGCGGCACAUCUUCUACCUGGGCGGAAUCGGCCCACUGCUCACGCUGCCCUUGUUGGCACUGUUCCUGAAAGAGUCCAACCAAUACAUCAGCGCCAGUGAGAAAGGUGGCGUCCAAGCGUCGGGGGCUGUCGUCGACGCGCUAUGGAAAGGUGGACGCGCUAGCACAACACUCGCUCUAUGGCUUAGCUACCUGUGCACGCUCAUCGUUCUCUAUUUCCUGAUCAACUGGUUGCCUACCCUGGUGCUCUCUCGCGGGCUGACGCCGCUGCAAGCCAGUAGCGUUCAAAUCAUGUUUAACAUCGGCGCGGGUAUCGGUGCCAUUUCCAUUGCCGCUCUGUUUGACCGGUCAAGCAAACGCGUGGUGGUUAUCGCCACCUAUAUCGCCGUAGUGAUCGCGCUUCUGGCGCUCGCCGCCGCCACCAAUGGUGUGGCGAUGGCUGCGGGUGGACUCUUUGCAGGUUUGUUUCUCACCGGCGCGCAGUCGGUUUUGUACGCGCUGGCCGGCACGGCUUAUCCAGUUGCCGUGCGCGGCACGGGGAUUGGCGCGGCAGGGGCGGUGGGUCGGCUCGGAUCGGUGAUCGGGCCUUUGCUGGCGGGCAUCCUCUUAGGGCAGGGGCAGAGCGGGGUAAUGCUCGUGGCAUCCAGUGUCUUGUUGAUCGUUUUUGCGGCAGCCGGCCUUCUGAGGGCUAGCCGCAAUAUCUUCUCG